This is a messenger RNA of Huiozyma naganishii CBS 8797, 720 nucleotides long. RefSeq lists its product as uncharacterized. The record is from RefSeq and is a predicted model, not a curated record. Bases 1 to 720 code for a protein of 239 amino acids. The transcript has a single exon. Lineage: Eukaryota; Fungi; Ascomycota; Saccharomycetes; Saccharomycetales; Saccharomycetaceae.
AUGGUUUGGCAAAAGUAUUGGGAAGACUAUUGGUAUAAGCCACUCGAAAAAGGAGCGUUGGGACCUAGUCCAAAAGCUGAGUUAAUUAAAAACAGACCAUUGCGCUUUCAAGGUAAAAGUAGGAUGGAUGCUUACAACCCGAUGUAUUACACGUAUAAUUUUGGUUCAGACCACGGUAUUCCCAGAUCCAAAACAGUGAGCAGACUGCUAGAUGUAGUACAUUCCUUGAGUGACAUGGACUUUGGAGUCGAACCUGUUAGUGUCAAACCUGUUAGUACCGAACCUGUUAAAGGAAUAAACACAUCGAUAAAAGGUUUCACGGGAAAGAAGAAAAUAGACGAGGAUACACCAAAGCAAGACACCAAAGAAAGAAGGUUCAAACGCUUUAGAAACGCAAUUCACCAAAUUAAAAGUCGUUGCAAAAGUUCCGGUUCCCGUAACAGGAUAGAAACAAAUAAAGCCAAGGAUAACUCACUGAAAAAUAAUAGGCAGACUCAACUCCAACCGGAAAGGAUUGAACAGAAGGAAAACCACAAGUCUUCAACAAACAAAGCUUCCAAUACUGUAAUCCCUCGUAAAAACUUCAUCAUUCUUGGUGAACUAACAGUAAACGACAAAUCUAGAGUCCCAUUAGGCUACUCUCGGUUGUGGAAAGAGACUGAAAAGAUGGGAAAACGAAGCGUAAAGAUUCAACAUCGUCAGUGUUGCGGUACCAACUAG